CUGUAGCUAUAUUUCAAGAAGAAGGCAAAUGGCAAGAUGUAAAGAUUGCUAUGAAGUCUCAGCUGACCAAGCAGCAAUAUAUAUACGGUAACAUACUUGGAUAUGACACCAGUCGACUAAUAUCUGUUCUAUCAUGUUUUCAGCCAGGAUGUUCACGAGAGUACUGGUUUUAUGUGCCAGAAUGUGCUCAGCUAGCAUCUGAUACAUUUAACAUACCAAUAGCAGCAUUUAGUGAGGAUUCUACGUCAAGUCUUUUUUUUUUGCCAUUCGAUAAAAAGCCUGGGCGUCGUAAAAAGCCUAUCAUUUUGCAUUGGCACGGAAAAGAUCAUGUCGUAUUGGUUAAACUCAAGCAACAUAGGGAUAUACAAGUUCCACAUUUAAACCCUCAAUAUAUACCUAUUUGCCGACGCUUAGGCUUUUCUGAAGAUUGGCAUUCUCUUUUUGUAUAG
Cetraspora pellucida is the source of this 449-nucleotide messenger RNA. NCBI's taxonomy places the organism in Eukaryota, Fungi, Glomeromycota, Glomeromycetes, Diversisporales, Gigasporaceae. The record is from the annotation of a GenBank genome assembly.